ACACAUUUUCAUUUUUCAUUUUUCAUUACAUAUUUACAUUCACCUCUUUUACGGUUUUACUUGCAUUAUAUUAUUUGUAAGAAAGUUAUUUAUUUUUACUAAACAUGCCUAUUAUGAAAGCUUUAGCCUCCAAUGUGGCUGUUCGCCGCUGGGCUUAUAAUCUGUCUGGUUUCAAUAAAUUUGGAUUACAUCAUGAUGAUGUGUUACAAGAAAAUGAUGAUGUCAAGGAAGCAUUAAGACGGUUACCAGCACACAAAGUAGAUGAAAGGUCAUUCAGAAUAAUGAGAGCAAUGCAGCUCUCUUUACAAAAAAUUGAACUACCUAAAGAACAAUGGACGAAGUUUGAAGAAGAUGACCGUUAUUUAAAACCAUACCUUGAAGCAGUCAUAAAAGAAAGAGAAGAAAAAGAAUACUGGGAAAAAAAUUACUAUUAGAUUUCAUAUUAUGUAAUGUUAAAAAUAAAAAUAUCCCAUAGUCACAAGUAAAUUCUUACAGCAAAUAUUUCAAUUAUUACUAUCAUUUUGAGUGUUUUAUAAAAUUGUAUUAUUACACGCAAUAUAAUUUUAGUUUUCGG
This is a messenger RNA of Myzus persicae (green peach aphid), 574 nucleotides long. Its product is annotated as cytochrome b-c1 complex subunit 7-like. The record is from RefSeq and is a predicted model, not a curated record. Gene Ontology annotation, biological process: mitochondrial electron transport, ubiquinol to cytochrome c. The transcript has 4 exons. NCBI's taxonomy places the organism in Eukaryota, Metazoa, Arthropoda, Insecta, Hemiptera, Aphididae. The coding region runs from base 105 to 434 and encodes 109 amino acids.